Molecule: messenger RNA, 2994 nt
Organism: Scedosporium apiospermum
Lineage: Eukaryota; Fungi; Ascomycota; Sordariomycetes; Microascales; Microascaceae
Product: N-methylhydantoinase A/acetone carboxylase, beta subunit
Exons: 3
Coding region: 1-2994 (997 amino acids)
Biological process (GO): glutathione metabolic process
Cellular component (GO): cytosol
Molecular function (GO): 5-oxoprolinase (ATP-hydrolyzing) activity
Source: RefSeq, a predicted model, not a curated record
AUGACAAGCCCUGGCUAUGUGCGUAUUGGCGUUGAUGUCGGAGGGACCAAUACCGACGCCGUGGUCCUGGACCCUUCCCAACACGCCGAUGAAAACCGUGGGGUCUUGGCCGCUUACAAGGUUCCAACAACGCAUAACCCAACUCAUGGCAUCGAAAAGGCCCUCCGUAUCGUCCUCAAACAGUCUAAAGUUCCCAUCGGGAAUAUCUCCUCGGUAACGAUAGGUACUACAGCCUUUCUCAACUCAGUCAUCGAGAGAGACACCAGGCAUCUUAGCAAAGUCGCGGUUAUUCGGCUGUCGAAGAGUUUCUUGAGGGACGUGAGACCAUUUUGUGACUGGCCACAGACCCUUGCAGACAUAAUCCAGGGAUACGUCGGAUACGUUGAUGGCGGCCUGCACAUCGACGGCUCCGAAGAAACGUCGAUUGUCGAAAAACAGGUUGUGGAGGUGUGCCAGGAAAUUCGUAGACUUGGCUUGACGACCAUUGUUGUCGCGGGUGUAUAUUCGCCCAUCGAUACCAAGUUUCAACAGGAGGAGCGAGUGAAGAACAUCGUGGCUCGGGAGAUACCCGGGGCUGAUAUUGUCUGUUCCCGGGAUGUUGCUAAUAUCGGCUUCCUCGAGCGAGAAAAUGCCUCUAUCCUCAACGCUGCCAUCCUCAGGUUCGCCCGUCGAACCAUCCGGAGUUUCCAAAAUGCCAUGAAGAGACUCGGGCUCUCGUCCUGCUCACUCUACCUCACACAAAAUGAUGGUACCUUGCUCGAUGCCACUUCUGCUGCGAGAAUCCCAAUCAGGACUUUCUCAUCGGGCGUAACGAACUCAAUGCGAGGUGCAGCGUACCUCUCCAGUCAUACAUCAGGAGAAGAUGGAAAGAGUAAGUCAGCAAUCGUGGUGGAUAUUGGCGGCACAACAACCGAUAUUGGCGUCCUAUUGCCCUCCGGCCUUCCUAGACAAGCGUCGGCGUACGUCGCCGUUGCCGGGGUCAAAGUCAACUACUCAUUGCCUCACCUCCACUCCAUUGGCCUCGGAGGCGGGUCUAUUAUCCGCACUCUAUCCGAAGACAAGAUCUCCGUUGGUCCGGCAUCAGUGGGCAAUGAUUUGGCCAGGUCCCUGAUAUUUGGCGGCGAAACUCUAACCGCUACCGACAUCGCCGUGGCCGCGGGGAAAGCUAACGUCGGUUCAAAGGACGCCGUUGAGACACUCGACAGCAGCAUAAUCGAAGCUGCGCAGGUCCGGAUCAAGACUCUUUUGCAGAACGGCAUUGAUGCCGUCAAGACCUCCCCCGAGCCAAUGCCCGUCCUUCUCACAGGUGGGGGUUCCAUUCUCGCUCCGGAAUCCCUGCCCGGUGCAUCCGCGCUUAUUAAACUUCCGUUUCACGACGUCGCAAAUGCUGUUGGGGCGGCGUGCUCCAAAGUUGGAGCAACGAUCGACAUCAUCCAGAGUACAGCGCAGCAGACCCUCGCUGAGGCUACUGAGGCAGCGAAGAAGACGGCCGUGGAGAGAGCGGUGGAAUUCGGUGCUUUGAGGAAGAGCGUGUACAUUGCCAAACUAGAUGUCAUGCCCAUCCCAUAUCUCGAGAACCAAAUUCGGUCCGUCGUGACAGCUAUCGGGGAGCUGGACCACAAGUCACAGAAACAGCAAGAGAUUCCGGAGGAUGACUCCGAUACAGAUACGGAUGACGCUCCCGUCGCCCAAAAAGAAGUGUCUUCCGAUUUUGAGGGAGAAGAAGAUCGCUUUGAUCACGACAAUUACCGACCUAAGGUUGUCGUCAACAAAGAAACCGACGUGGCCGAGUGGCAUCUCAGCAGCGUUGACCUCGAGUAUAUAGCAGAUGGCUGCUACCUCCUAGGCUGUGGAGGUGGUGGAAACCCACAGCCCGGCAAGUUACAGCUACGCGACAUGCUCGCCGCCGGCCACAAAAUCCGCGUCGUCGAUGCGACAUCAGUCAAAGACGACGCGCGCGUAUACUGGGGAGGCCGUAUGGGCUCACCUGCCGCCAUUUCCGAACGCCUGCAAGCCCACGAAACAGUCCUCGCCAUCAAAGCCCUCAUGGAAUUCCUCCGCCACGACUCCUUCGACGCCGCCAUGGGCCUCGAAAUCGGCGGGUCGAACGGUAUGGAACCAUUCCUGUGGGGAUCUUCGCGGUUCUUUGACAGGCCCGUCAUUGAUGGCGAUUUCAUGGGUCGAGCGAACCCGAUGUGCUGGCAGACGACCCUCACGGUACAUCGCCCUGGGGAAUUUACGCCUUGCGCUAUAGAUUCGGGUGAUGGAAGGACGAUGCUGAUGACCCGCGCUCCGAACGAUGAGAGCGUAGAUAAGCCUCUUCGAGGAGCGCUUCAGGAGAUGGGAUCUCUCGUUGGACUUGCGGCGCGGCCUACGACCGGCGAAGCAGCGAAGAAAUACGGUGUUAUCAACACAAUCUCUCUUUCUUGGAGAAUUGGGCGCGCUAUUGCCCGCGCCGAUGCGAAUAAUACGAUAUCCACUGUUGCCGAGGCCAUCAUUGACGAGGUUGGGGGUGAAAAGAGCGCCAAGGUACUCUUCAGGGGCAAGAUUACGGCCAUCGAACGAACGCUGCACAACGGUUUCUCGGUUGGCGUCCUUCACAUAGCAGAGACGCCAGCCGAGGAUGAGGAAGACCAGAAUGCGGAGUCGGUAUCGGCUGUUGCCCAAGGUGGCACGCUGAGGAUCCCCUUCAUUAACGAGAAUAUUCUUGCGGAGCACGUAUCUGACGAUGGAAAGACUAAGAUCCUCGCUACUGUUCCUGAUCUGAUUGCUCUGAUUGACAGCCAAAGUGGGAAGCCAGUUGGGGUGCCUGAGUACAGGUAUGGCUGCCACGUGGUCGUCCUGGGCAUUGCAUGCUCGCCGAGGUGGUCAGAAACACCAAGAGGAAUCGAGGUGGGAGGACCUAAGGGAUAUGGGUACGAGCUGGAGUAUAAGCCGUUGGGCCAGUAUGUCGAGCCGAGGAGUGUGAUAGCAGAGUUCCUCCCAUAUGAGUGA